AUGUUGAGCCGAUUCAUGAGUGGCAGCAUCAGGAAUCUCGAACGGGAAUACAGCUGCACCGUCAGGCUGCUGGAUGAUACGGAAUAUACCUGCACCGUUCAGCGGGAUGCAAAGGGACAGUAUCUGUUUGACCUCAUCUGCCACCACCUCAACUUGCUGGAGAAAGACUAUUUUGGCAUCAGAUAUGUGGAUCCAGACAAGCAGCGGCACUGGUUGGAGCUCUCAAAAUCAAUUCCAAAGCAAAUGAAAUCUCAGCCUCCGUUCACCAUGUGUCUGAGAGUCAAGUUCUACCCUCCUGAACCUGCUUAUCUAAAGGAGGAAAUCACUCGAUAUCUUGUCUUCCUGCAAAUCAAGAGAGACCUCUACCACGGUCGGCUCUUGUGUAAAACCUCGGACGCGGCCAUGCUUGCUGCACACAUCCUUCAAGCUGAGAUCGGAAAUUACGACCCUGGGAAGCAUCCUGAAGGUUACAGCUCCAAAUUCCAGUUCUUCCCUAAACAUUCGGAGAAGCUGGAGCGCCGGAUUUCAGACAUACACAAGACAGAGCUGAUUGGACAGACACCUGAAACAUCAGAGCGAAAUUUCCUCCAGAAAGCCCAGAUGCUGGAGACAUAUGGUGUUGAUCCACAUCCAUGCAAGGAUGUGUCGGGGAACCCAGCUUUCCUCGCCUUCACACCAUUUGGUUUUGUGGUGCUUCAGGGAAACAAGAGGGUUCAUUUUCUCAAAUGGAACGAGGUGAGCAAACUGAAGUUCGAGGGCAAAACGUUCCACGUAUAUGCAAAUCAGAAGGAGAUCAUCUUGACGUACUUUGCACCCACACCGGAGGCAUGCAAGCACCUUUGGAAGUGUGGAGUGGAGAAUCAAGCUUUCUAUAAGCUUGAAAAGUCAAGUCAGGUUCGCACGGUGUCCAGCAGCAACCUGUUCUUCAAGGGCAGCCGUUUCCGUUACAGUGGACGAGUGGCAAAAGAGGUGAUGGAGCAGAGUGCCAAAAUCAAACGAGAACCUCCAGAAAUACACAGGGCUGGUCUCGUGCCCAGCAGAAGUUGUCCAUCCAUCACCCACGGGCCUCGCCUCACCAGUGUACCGCGCACGCGUCGGAGAGCUGUGCACAUAUCUAUUAUGGAGGGUCUGGAGUCAUUGCGUGACAGCGCUCACUCCACACCGGUGCGUUCAGUGUCCCACGGGGACUGCUUCAUGCCACGCUCCCGGAGCCAGGCCACGGACGCCGGCGAGAGGACUGCGGUGAUCUCGGACGAGGCCUACAGCCCGUCCGACAGCGUCCUGCCCACCCCGGUGGCCGAGCACAGCAUGGAGAUGGCCGUCUCGCGCCAGAUCAACGGGGCGCCCUGCAGCAUCGAGGAGGAGAAGGAGUCGGAGGCAGGCACCCCCAUGCGCGGGGAAGUGGGUGAUUUUGGUGCAGAGGAGGGUGCAGGGGGGGACUCAGCCCUCAGCGAGGUGGAACAGGUGAAUAAAUUUGUCUUAAGUGUCCUCCGUUUGCUCCUUGUGACCAUUGGACUCCUCUUUGUCUUGCUCCUCCUCCUCAUCAUCCUCACCGAGUCAGACCUCGACAUUGCAUUUUUACGUGACAUCCGCCAGACCCCCGAAUUUGAGCAGUUCCAUUACGAAUACUUUUGUCCCCUCAGGCGGUGGUUUGCCUGCAAGCUCCGCUGGGUGGGCGGGUUGCUCAUUGACAAGUGA
This is a messenger RNA of Anoplopoma fimbria (sablefish), 1698 nucleotides long. RefSeq names its product FERM domain-containing protein 5. The record is from RefSeq and is a predicted model, not a curated record. Lineage: Eukaryota; Metazoa; Chordata; Actinopteri; Perciformes; Anoplopomatidae. Bases 1 to 1698 code for a protein of 565 amino acids. The transcript has 14 exons. Gene Ontology annotation, cellular component: cytoskeleton.